Molecule: messenger RNA, 815 nt
Organism: Vitis riparia (riverbank grape)
Lineage: Eukaryota; Viridiplantae; Streptophyta; Magnoliopsida; Vitales; Vitaceae
Product: LEAF RUST 10 DISEASE-RESISTANCE LOCUS RECEPTOR-LIKE PROTEIN KINASE-like 1.2
Exons: 2
Coding region: 12-659 (215 amino acids)
Molecular function (GO): polysaccharide binding
Source: RefSeq, a predicted model, not a curated record
CCAAUGUUAAGAUGUUUAGAGAAGUAAAAUUUGUGGCGUUAGCCCUCUUCCACACUUUCUUGCUUGCAAUUUGUGCUGCUAAUGGAAACCAGACUUGCAGACCCUCUUCUUGUGGAGAGAUUCAAAACAUCAGCAACCCUUUCCGAUUGAAAGGUGAUCCAUCUGGGUGUGGUGAUCCUGACUAUGAAUUGGUCUGCGAAAACAAUCGUACUAUGGUAAACGUCCGGGAGGGUGAGAAAUACUAUGUUGCUGAUAUCAACUACGAUCACUAUACCAUUCGGGUAGUGGAUCCUGGGGUCGAAAAGGGCAACUGUCUCUCAACUCCUCUCUAUUUCUUGACAAGAGAAAUCUCCAUUAAUGAUUACGGUACAUAUUAUUUGGAGUGGAAGGGAAUGACCAGUACAGCAGUUUUAAUGAAUUGCGACCAGCCAAUAAGUGACGGCAGCUACAUUCCUAUCACUCCUUGCAAUGCGACUUCAUCUUCCUCACAAGCAUAUGUUUAUGCACUAGUCGGAGGCGAGUCCAUGGAAGUGGGAGAUAUUAAGUAUUCAUGCACCAUCAGCAGGACUAUUAUUACUCAAUUCUUGAAGCCCGGCAAUCUUUCAAUGUCAGAUUUGCAAGAAGUGCUGCUUCUGGGGCUUGAUCUUUCAUUUUUUUGAGCUUCCGCUGCAAAAGCGAAUGCGAGGUGAAAGGGCUAUACUGCAAGCGGAAUUAUAGCAAUUAUACCGUACAGUGCACCAAAUCUCGGAACUUUCUGACAUGGUUCUUUCUCUAUAUCAGUGAGACUUUGGGAGUUUACUUUUAUUAUCUUUCAU